AUGGAUGAAGCAAUAGGAAAAAGGAGGAUAUCUAAGGAAGAAAGAGUCCGUUUAAAGGAAGAAAAAAAACAACAGAAGGAACAAGAAAAGUUGCAAAAAGAAGUUCUGAGGGCUGAAGCUGUGGAGAUGAAAAAACUACAAAAAGAAAGGCAAAAGUGGGAAAAGGGGAAGUUUGCUUUAAAAUCAAUUGUGGCUGAAAUUGACCCUAAAAUAGUUGAACUGGGUUCAGUUGGAG
This is a messenger RNA of Ilex paraguariensis (yerba mate), 235 nucleotides long. The record is from the annotation of a GenBank genome assembly. Lineage: Eukaryota; Viridiplantae; Streptophyta; Magnoliopsida; Aquifoliales; Aquifoliaceae.